Molecule: messenger RNA, 1977 nt
Organism: Cryphonectria parasitica EP155
Lineage: Eukaryota; Fungi; Ascomycota; Sordariomycetes; Diaporthales; Cryphonectriaceae
Exons: 6
Coding region: 1-1977 (658 amino acids)
Biological process (GO): urea transmembrane transport
Cellular component (GO): plasma membrane
Molecular function (GO): urea transmembrane transporter activity
Source: RefSeq, a predicted model, not a curated record
AUGACAGCCUCAUUGAUCUCGUCUCGAGCAAGCGAGGGUGGCAUAGAGCCACCCUUGCCCCAAGCUGCUGGCUAUGCGGUCGUCGUAGCAGUGGGAUUCCUCAUCGCUUUUGUGAUGAUUCUGGUAACAUACCUGCUGAGAAGGACAGUAGGAGAAGACAAUAGAACGACCGAAAUGUUCAUGACAGCGAACCGCCGAGUGGGCACGGGGUUGACGGCGUCCGCUGUCAUAUCAAGCUGGCUUUGGAGCACGGCCAUGUUGGGAAGCAGUCUUGUUGGCUACAAUUAUGGUGUUGCAGGACCAUUUUGGUUCGCCGCUGGAUGCUCCCCUAUGAUUGUCUUUUUCGCUGUGCUGGGUAUCGCGUGUAAGAUGCGCAUCCCGGAAGCCCAUACACUCCUCGAAAUUGUUCGCAUUCGCUAUGGGCUGGUGGCCCAUGGUGUGUGGAUUGCUUUGUGUUUAAUCAACAAUAUCAUUGCGGUUGCCAAUAUGCUUCUUGGGGCCAGCGCUGCGAUCUCAGCAUUGACCGGAAUGCCAGUCAUUGCAGCCAUCUUCCUGCUGCCCGCGAGUGUGGUGUUGUAUACUUUCGUUGGCGGUAUCAAGGCCACUUUCCUGACGGACUAUGUUCACACCUUCACCAUCACCAUCAUUAUCUGCUUCUUCACAAUCAAGACCUUCACGUUACCUGAAGUGACGUCCAUCGGUGAGCUGUUCGAGCUGGUGGUAGCAGCCGGGAAAAGCCAUCCCGUGUCAGGUAACCAUGACGGCUCGUACUUGACCAUGGCAAGCAAAGAUGCCAUUUUGUUUGGAAUCAUCCAUAUCCUGGCCAACUUUGGGCUGGUGAUCAUGGACACUGGUUUCUUCACCAAAGCCUUCAGCGCGGCCCCUCAAGCUGUUGUGCCAGGCUAUAUUAUCGGAGGUAUUGCCUAUUUUGCGAUUCCAUGGUGUCUGGGAACCAUCAUGUCCUUGACAGCGCUCGGGCUAGAGAACAUCCCUUCGCCACGAUUCCCAACGUACCCGGACCGGAUGUCUGCCACUGAGGUAUCCAACGGUCUUGUGCUGCCAUACGCGGCCAUCGCCAUCGCUGGCAAAGGAGGCGCAGCCGCUGUGCUCCUCAUCACCUUCAUGGCAGUGACCUCGACAAUCUCAGCCCAGGUGAUCGCAGUGUCUAGCAUCAUCACUUUUGACAUCUACCGACAAUACUUUAACCGCAGCGCCACGGACAAGGACGUCAUCCACUGGAGCCACAUCGGCGUUGUCAUCUUUGGCAUAUUCAGUGCCGCCUUCUCGACGGCCUUGUACUAUGGAAGUGUGGAUCUGGGCUGGACGCUGUACAUGCUCGGCGUUCUGACCUGUCCUGGAAUCUUCCCAACCACGUUCACAAUUCUGUGGAAGAAGCAGUCCAGAAUCGCGGCCAUCGUCUCGCCAAUCCUGGGGCUUUUCACCGGCCUUGCUGUCUGGUUGGGCUCGGCACACUCCCUGUACGGGGAGAUCACCAUUACCGCCACAGGCCAGACCUUGCCGUGUGUCUACGGAACGGUGGCGUCGGCCCUGAGUCCUGCAGUGUACUCGAUCAUCAUCUCCCUGGUCCGACCAGCCAACUUCAACUGGGCGGAUUUCAGGAAGGAGAAACUCUUGUUCGAAAAGGCUACACAUGAUAAUAGCGCUGGUGGCCUGCAAAUCUCUCAUGCUGAGGAGACAGCUUCCUCGACGUAUGCGAGUGAUAAGGCGAAGUUGAAACAUUGGGGCUUUAUUGCAAGUGCUUGGGCGCUGGCUACCUUCUUUGGGCACUGGGUGCUCUGGCCUCUUCCCAUGUAUGCGGCAGAGUAUAUUUUCAGCCCCAAGUUCUUCGUCGCUUGGGUCGUGGUGUCCAUUAUUUGGGUCUGGGGUACAAUGAUCGUUGCAGGGUUUUUCCCGAUUAUAGACGGCUGGAAGCAGAUUGCAUUGCAAAGGGGGCGGCAUUCAAUCCACGGGCUCUGA